Molecule: messenger RNA, 3448 nt
Organism: Gilbertella persicaria
Lineage: Eukaryota; Fungi; Mucoromycota; Mucoromycetes; Mucorales; Choanephoraceae
Exons: 3
Coding region: 25-3363 (1112 amino acids)
Biological process (GO): negative regulation of transcription by RNA polymerase II
Cellular component (GO): nucleus
Molecular function (GO): RNA polymerase II transcription regulatory region sequence-specific DNA binding; zinc ion binding; DNA-binding transcription factor activity, RNA polymerase II-specific
Source: RefSeq, a predicted model, not a curated record
UUUUUUUUCAAUAAAACACUCUUUAUGAGCGGUGCUACUACUACUGUUGAAACUACUCAAACUGCCGCUUCUACUUCUCAACAUGUUCCAAAAAGUACUAUAGACAAUAAAAGCAACGAACCUCCUAGUUCAAACAAGAAACCCAAUAAGCGACACAAUAAGGGCAAGAAGAAGGCUCCUAACGCAUUAAAUGCUACGGAAGCAGGUACUCCUAGCAAACUAAAUGAAGGCGAAAAUCCAAAGAAGCCAUCCAGUAACAACAAGGGCAACUCAAAGAAGCCAAAGCCUGUCAACAAUAAGCCUGUUGCAGCUCGUAUAAGCAAAGACAGAGCACAAGGCCGUUUGACGCAAGAAGAAGACCAUGAAGCAGUCCCUUCUACUUCUAGCAAUCAUCGAAAAAAGAAGCGAUCAAAUAACCGACAGAAAAAAGAAAAACAUGAGUUACCACCUGGCAAUCAUGAUAUGUCAACCAUCUUGUCUCAUGAACUCAAGACUUCAGCCUAUGAAUGUAUGAUCUGUAUGGAUACUAUAAAGCCGGUUAAUUAUAUAUGGACUUGUGAUUGCUGUUGGGCCAUGUUCCAUCUGAACUGUGUCCAAACUUGGGCAUCAAGAUCAUUGAAAGACACUUCUUCAAACAAAAUGAUUACUGCUUGGAGAUGUCCUGGCUGUCAAAAUAGCCAAACUGUUAUACCUAAAGACUAUUUAUGUUUCUGUGGAAAACAGAGAAAUCCUGAAUCCUCAAGAUACAAUACACCUCAUAGUUGUGACCAAUUAUGUAAAAGACAUAAAUCAUGCCCUCAUGAAUGUGUAUUACCAUGCCAUCCAGGUCCUUGUCCCCCUUGUAAUUCAAUGGGUCCAGUUUUGACUUGUUAUUGUGGUCAAACAACCCGUCAACAGAGAUGCUUAGACACAGACUAUUCUACCAAAGGAUUUUCAUGUACAGACACAUGCGAUGAACUAUUGGGCUGUGGUAAACACCGCUGUCAACAAGAAUGUCAUGCUGGUAUUUGUCCUCCUUGCGAUAUCCAAGAAGUUCAAUCAUGCUAUUGUGGAAGACACGAAAGAACAGCACGUUGUGGUAGUGGUAAACAGAUUCAAAUGCGAGGACAUAUUGGUCACUACAGCUGUGCAGAAAAAUGUGAUGCUAUGUUUGCUUGUGGCCAACAUCAGUGCGAAAAGUCUUGUCACCCAUGUACAGCCAAUGCUCAACCUUGUCCUGCUGAUCCAACCUUUAUCAAGACAUGUCCCUGUGGUGCACAUACGAUAGCUGAAUUAGUGGGCGAACGUACCAGCUGUACAGAUCCUAUUCCUACUUGUGAGUCGACAUGUAACAAAGUAUCUGCUUGCGGUCAUCCAUGCUCUGAAAAAUGCCAUGUUGGCGAUUGUCCUCCUUGUCAAGUGAAAGUCCAAGUUGCUUGUCGCUGCCAAUCCACCUCUUUUGAAGAAACAUGUGCUGAUGUAUGUGAAGCUAACGGCGGUGAACCUCCUUUAUGUGAUCGUAUUUGUAGAUCCAUUCGCAACUGUGGUCGUCAUCAAUGUGGUCAGAAAUGUUGUCCUGCUAUGAAAGUCAAAGGGAAAAGAAAAGCAGGUACUGAAUACGCUCACGAUUGUCCUCAAGUUUGUGAUCAACUAUUAUCGUGUGGUAUUCAUCGAUGUCAAGACAAGUGCCAUAAAGGAAAAUGUCUACCUUGCUUGGAAGCUACGUUUGAUGAUGUUACAUGCCAUUGUGGACGCACACGACUAGAGCCUCCUGUACGCUGUGGUACGAAACUGCCUCCUUGUCCACACCCGUGUAUUCGCCCUAAUCCUUGCGGUCACAUCCGGUUCUUGAACCAUAACUGUCAUCCCGAUGACGAACCUUGUCCUCCUUGUCCUACACUUGUGAGCCGUCCUUGUUUAUGCGGUAAAACAGAACUUAAGAACGUACCUUGUUAUCGUGAAUCACCUCGAUGUGGUCGUGUGUGUGAAAAACAACUGAGCUGUGGUAAGCACAUUUGUCUGAAGACAUGCCAUGAUGGUCCUUGUAUUGGUGAAAAUGAGUCAUGUACGCAAGUGUGUGGUGGUACUCGUAACAAAUGUGGUCAUGUUUGUAAAGAGAAAUGUCAUCAAGGUGAAUGUCCUCAAACAGAACCUUGUACAGCCAGAAUCAAAGCAACUUGCAGUUGUGGACAAAAUUCGAUUGAAAUACCUUGCAAUGCUACUGAAGAAUCCAACGGUUCUAAGAGAGAAUUGGAGUGUAAUGACUUCUGUGCAAAGGUGAUGCGCAACCGUCGAUUGGCAAUGGCUCUAGAUAUCAAGCGUGAUGAUUUCUCUACGCCUCUUUCACCUGCAUUAUCUGCUUCUUCAGACAGGGUGUUUUCUUCUGACGACUUGGGCUAUUAUGAUGACAGUUUAUGUGAGUUUUAUAUUGAAAAUACCAACUGGUGCCGACAGAUGGAAAUCAUCAUGAUUGAAUUUGUGCAAGAUGCAAACAAAAAGUCGUUCCAUUUCAAGCCUAUGCGUAGUGAACAACGUCGCUUUUUACACCGUUAUGCUGUUCAUUUUAAUCUUGCUACCGAAGCUAUUGACAGCGAGCCUAAACGCUCUGUGAUCAUGCGCAAAACAAUCGGUGUUUGCCGCGUACCUCCUAUCCUGUUAUCUAAAGCAGCUCGCAAUCCUUCUUUGAACCGUCCUCCACCUGUUGUUGAACAAGAGCCUGUCAAACUCACACUCAAACAACCCGUGAAUGCGUUGUAUUUGUCUGAUAUGGCCUUUGGUUUGACCAAACUUGAAUUGGAUGCGGAUCUAGCUCCCUUAAUGAAGAUUGACCAAGAUACGAUUCACUUCACUAGCGAAUGGGUCAACGAAAACGAUGCAAUUGUAGUUCCGUCGAUCAAUGAUGCUAUCUCAAUGGACGAAAAGGAAAAGAUUAUCUGGCAACUCAAAAAGACUGUCAAGACAGCCUUUACAAAUAAGGAAGACGGUAAGGCAGCUCGCGUUGAUUGUUGUUGGGUGAAUCAAAAAGGGGACGUGACCUGGAAUGAAAAGUAUUUGCAAAAGAAAGAGACAGCUGUUGAGCCUUCAUUCAACAAAACCCGUACUGUAAAUGCAUACGAUGUGCUAAGUACUGUUGAUGAUGAUGGGUGGAUGAAAGUUGGUGGAAACAAUCCUUAUCGCCCUACAAGAGAUGCUUGGCUUGAUAGUCCAAAGUCUGGUUCUGUUGUAGAAAGCUCUGGAUCAAAAGAAGACAGUGAAAAUGAACAAGCAACAUCAGAUCAUGUUUCUAGUACAACAACAAUAGCCACUACAAUAGACUCAACCUUAACUGACUCAAAAGAAAAUAAUGAACCAGAAGAUUGGGAGAAUCUAAUUAACGAAGAAUAACUAGACAAUACCCUAUGUAUAUUUUUUUUUUCUGUAAAAUGAAUAAUAAAGUUUUUGUGUUUCUUGUAAUAUACUCUUUUUGACG